UCUCACUCUUAAAUACUUCUCUCUCCUUUCCUCUUCGUGUUCAUUGCGGGAGGGGACACGAAAUUCGCCGAAAUUUUCAGGCGUUAAACGGGGUGAGAAAGUUGUAUUUCAGGGUGUGGCGAAAUUCAGGGAGAGCAGAAUUUUGAAGAUUUCGCGAAGUUUUCAGUGUGACUGGUAGAGAGAGAUGGAGAGUCAGAUGGCGCCUGUGGAUGGAUUGCACUAUGUGGAGAAUCCUGGAGCCGUAGGGCUUCAAAGUGGACAUGGUCAGGAGAUAAGUGCAUGGCCUUCGCCAUCAGGACCCAUCGUGGGUCAUGAUGGGGAAGAAGAGUCACAUGACAAGAAAUCAGUAUUGAAGAAGGUUAAGGACAAGGCUAAGAAAUUACAGAACACUCUUGGCAUAAAGAAACACAACCAUGAAGGGGAGGAGGAAGUAGAGGAAGGAGAUGAAAUUGAGGAUGACCCUGAGAUUCAUGGAGCACCUGUGUAUGAAUCGGCUGCUAUUAGUCAAAAUCAGCAAGGCGAUGUGAGCAGGAUACCAAUGGAGACUCAAGGGCAAUCUGGGGUUCAUUACGGUGAAUCGCAGCCAUUUAGUAAGGAACCGGGUGUCUCACUAGGAGAAUCUGGACCGUUCCUUGAGGACCCAGAUGCUCCAAAGGAUGGCCCCGGAAAGGUUUCAAGUGGAAAUUAUCAAUCCAAAGUCAAGGAUCCGACAAAUGCAGGUGGUGAGGAAAUUGGUGGGACGACUGUUCUAGAGUCACUUUCAGCGAUGAAACUCAGUGAUGGUACAGACUCGAAACGUCGUCAGGAAGUAUCGUCAGGUACUCACAACCAGUUUGCCCCAGAAAAUCCCAAGCGUACCAGACCUUCUAACACCACCACCAAACCAAAUCCCGAGCCCGAUAACACGGUUACGGAACAAAGUCGAAAUGACCAAGCAGCCCAUCCCCAACCCCAAAGCUACACUUCUCUAAUCUAUGACAAGGCCACAUCAGCAAAGAACCUUCUCGCAUCCAAGCUCGGUUACGCCCAAAACCCAUCGGAGUCCGAGGCUACCACGCCAGAAUCGGAUGUCACGAUGUCUGAAUCUGGCAAUCGAUCAGUUACGGGUACAGUAAAGGAGAAAAUAACAGGGGCAAAGAAUGGAUGUUUGCCACAAAAAUUACCAGGCGUGUCUGAGAAGUCCUUAGGUGAGUCUGAGAAUCUUUCCGCAGAGUCGGAUAAGAGAGAGAAGGGCACUGAUAAGGGGGUUUCGAUAAAGGAUUACGUUAUGGAGAAGCUCAAGCCAGGAGACGAGGAUAGGGCGUUAUCUGAGGUUAUAACGGAAGUCAUACAUAAGGGGGAUGGGAGUGGACGAAAUGUAACGGUAUCAGGUAACAGUGGAGAUAACAGGGGGAGUGGGAUGGUAGGGAAGGUUAAAGGGGCGGUUACUUCGUUGUUUGGGAGUAGAGACAUGAAAUCUUCCAAGGAAACAACAGAAUCUGAUGUCGGAACGAAAUCUCUGAAGGAAGCAACAGGAUUUGACGUCCGAAUGAAAUCUCUGAAAGAAGCAACAGGAUCUGACGUCGCAAUGCCUGUUUCUCAUGACAUAAUGAUCAAGGCACAAUGAGAAGUGGUCUAGAGGAGGUGGUGGGUGAGAGGAGGAUCCAGGAAAACUGAAUUUGACAGUGGAGUUUGGACUUGUUUGUUGUUGUGUGAUGAUGAAUGGUUUUCAGUUUGAUGUUAAUGCGUAUGUUUUGUAUUUCCAAUGUGAAGCUACCUGCUGUGUGGUUUUUUUAUGGGGCUUUGGAAGUAUUUAUUGCUUCGCGUGU
This is a messenger RNA of Amborella trichopoda, 1808 nucleotides long. RefSeq names its product low-temperature-induced 65 kDa protein. The record is from RefSeq and is a predicted model, not a curated record. Gene Ontology annotation, biological process: response to abscisic acid; response to stress. NCBI's taxonomy places the organism in Eukaryota, Viridiplantae, Streptophyta, Magnoliopsida, Amborellales, Amborellaceae.